AUGCUGCACGAGCUCCUCCUUGCCCUUCUCGGCUUCACCGGUGACUUCGUGCUCGACAACUCCUCCGCCCGCCGCGGCCCCGAGCCGGCCGAAGCCGGUGGCGCCGGAGACGGCGACGUGGGCCCCGCCUUCCGCCUGGCGCCCGACCUCACCUUCCUCCAGCCGUCAGAGAGGAGUGCUAUUGAAAGGCUCAUAUCUCUGGGAUUUUAUUACAGAGAACUGAAUCGUUUUGCGACCGAGUCUCGUGAUCUGAGUUGGAUUCAGUCUUCUGUUGAGGUUUCAUCACCUAAUGCUGAUAUUACUCUGAAGGGCAAAGUGAGAAAAGGGAGUGCAUACCGGAGGGCAAUUGCCAAUGGUAUUGCUGAGAUUUUAUCAGUUUAUAGGUCAGCUGUUCUGCAGGUUGAGCAAAACCUGUUGUCAGACCCAUUGCCUAUCCUGGCGACAGUAACCCAUGGGCUAAAUAAGUUUGAGGUUCUUCUGCCUCCACUUUAUGAGCUUGUUAUGGAAAUCGAGCAGAAAGACAUCAAGGGAGGACAGCUUCUUAACCUGUUACAUAAAAGAUGCCAUUGUGGGGUUCCAGAAUUGCAAAGCUGCAUUCAGAGGCUGCUUUGGCAUGGACACCAGGUCAUGUUUAACCAGCUGACUUCUUGGAUGGUUUAUGGUAUUCUUCAAGAUCAGUACCAUGAAUUUUUCAUCAGAAGACAGGUUGACAGAGACGAGGAGAAUGAAUCGGCUCAGUCUGAUGUUGCUGAUAAAUUUGCGCAGAAAUUAGCUAAAGACACAUCCCUUACUAGUUGGCACUCAGGAUUUCAUGUAUCAUUGGACAUGUUGCCGGAGUAUAUCCACAUGCGAGUUGCAGAAUCAAUUCUAUUCGCUGGCAAAGCAAUAAGGGUUCUUAGAAACCCUAGUCCUGGUGCUACAUUGCUGGAACCAACCAACCAAAGUCAGACAUUGAAAGGAUCUCAUAGAAUGCAAAGCUUCACGGGGGGCUCCGGUGCUCUGAAGGAGCUGCCAAACUUCUCUAACAUUAGUGCAGAAGAAUUAUUGCCACAGGCUGAAGCAGAUAAAGUUGAUGCCAUGCUUAAGCAGCUAAAGCAUGCUUCCGAGUUCCAUAAAAGGUUGUUUGAGUCUGCUGUUAGCUCAAUACGUACAAUUGCAGCUAACCAUCUUUGGCAGUUAGUGGUUGUACGCGCUGAUCUCAAUGGCCACUUGAAGGCACUUAAAGAUUAUUUUCUUUUGGCGAAAGGUGAUUUUUUCCAGUGUUUUCUUGAGGAAAGCCGUCAAUUAAUGCGCUUACCACCUCGUCAAUCUACAGCUGAAGCAGAUCUCAUUGUCCCAUUUCAGUUGGCUGCGCUGAAAACUAUAGGCGAUGAAGACAAAUACUUCACCAGGGUAUCUCUAAGGAUGCCACUGUUUGGUAUGAAAUCUAGUACAUCACAGAAAGAUUUUCAGAAGUCCAACACAUCAGAUCUUUCCUUGCAAGGAAAGGCUAGCUCAGAGUUGGCACUUGAUGGUUGGCAUAGUAUUGCUCUGGAAUAUUCCGUCGAUUGGCCACUACAACUCUUCUUUACUCCUGACGUUCUUUCUAAGUAUCGCAAAGUUUUUCAGUAUCUCAUUCGGUUGAAGAGGACACAAAUGGAAUUGGAGAAAUCCUGGACAGCUGUAAUGCAUCAAGAUCAUGUUGAUUUUUCUGAUUAUUGCAAGGAUCGGAAGAAUUCCUCUGCAACACAACUGCGUCGGUUACGCACGAAGCCUUUUUGGCGAGUAAGGGAGCAUAUGGCUUUCUUGAUCAGAAACCUACAGUUCUACAUCCAGGUUGAUGUAAUUGAGUCACAGUGGAAUGUUUUACAAACUCACGUUCAAGACUCGCAUGAUUUUACAGAACUAGUGACCUUUCAUCAAGACUAUUUGUCGGCAUUGAUAUCACAGUCCUUCUUGGAUAUAGGAUCAGUUUCUAGAAUACUGGACAGUAUAAUGAAGCUCUGCUUGCAGUUCUGCUGGAGUAUCGAGCAAUACGAAACAGGCGCAAACAUGUUUGAGAUUGAUCACAUAACUGAGGAGUUCAACAAGAAAUCAAAUUCGCUGUACACUAUCCUAAGGAGUAGUCGACUUGCGGGAAGUCAGAGAGCACCUUUCCUGAGGCAGUUUCUGAUGAGACUGAACUUUAACUCUUUCUUUGAGACAACUGCGAGGGGUGUGAUGAAUUCAGGCAGGCUGCGGCCAGGCACAGCGAGUACCCAGCUGUAA
Triticum turgidum subsp. durum (durum wheat) is the source of this 2247-nucleotide messenger RNA. Lineage: Eukaryota; Viridiplantae; Streptophyta; Magnoliopsida; Poales; Poaceae. The record is from the annotation of a GenBank genome assembly.